GCUCUGCAGCUUGCAGACCUCCUGUUCUGUCAUGCAGAAGCCUGUACAUGGCUGUAUCAGGCAGGAGCAGCACACAAGCUGUUGGGUGAGUGCAAUGAGUUGUCUUCUGCUGGCUUUUUUCUACGUAGGUAGUUUAUAUGUCUGGUGGAACACCUUACCAAGGGACCAUCCAAGCGUGAUAAAGCGUCGCUGUACCAGUGUUGUUCUGGUGUCUGCAGUGUCUCCUGCGUUUAUGAAAAUAUGGAUGCACUUGGCUGAUAUCACAGUGAGAACACAAGGAGCAAAGCUUUGCCUCUGGCUUUUGAUUUGUUUGGUUGCAAAAAUCAUGCUUUGCUUUCCAAGUGCUAAUCAUUUGAUCUGCUGUCAUUAGGUGCUGCAUCAUAAAUCUUUUUUAGCUCUAACAUGCAUCAGUAUAAUCUCAGUGAAAGGGAUGAUUUUGACCUUGAGUAAUAUCAUGGUUUAUGAAAUAAACCAUGUUAAUGUCACAUCCAUAUAAUAAAAUCAAAGGAAGGUUUUUCAGUUUGUAAUAUGACUUCUCAAUUCAGAAAAUUGCAUUUACUUCAGUGCUGAUAAAUCUCUGCACUGAAGAUAAUUAAGUAAAUAGUUGUAGUUUUAGUUGUAAAGAAAUCUUUUUUUUUGGUAUUUUCUAGUAAAAGGGAAACAAAAUCACACUUUUACAAACAUUGAUUGCUUUAUUGGGUAAAUGUUGUUUAACCUGUGAUACAAAGAAUUAACAGGAGUCUUAGAAAGUUGUAGAACAUAAAAAAAUCAACACUCACAAGCAAAAUCCAUCUAAACAUUAGCAUAUGGAGUUAAACCUAAUAAACACCUGGAUGCUUAUGGAGGCUAGGUUUCAGUACUGUCAUUGUGAUGUAGCUGUAAUACCUGAAUGUAUGGUGUUAAUCUUUGCACUGCAGGUACAAUUACCGAAUGAAUUUUGAAGUAGCAACAUCACUUUUUCUCUAAAUCACGUUGGUUUCUGAGUGCAAUUGCAAAUGCAGACCACAUGCAUUCCAAUGAGGCUCCAAUAAACUCUAUUAAACUGUAAACAGCAAUUGUUAUUUGGAAAACAGAGCCAGUUAAACAGAUAAGUUGAGUUAGUUUCUAUUCUCUGGAGCAAUUCAAAGAGAGCAUGGGCCACAAGCAGCAAGGCAGACGCCAGAGUCCUCACUGUUGAGGAGUCGCUGUGGGAGCUGAUGGGAGUUCGUCUGAAAGGUUUCAUUCCUGCAUCCAUACUGCCUUUGCUACUGACUACAUUUUUCUAUCUGGGGCCCCUGGUUCAGUCUACUUUGGACAACCCUGAUGGCUUCACCGGGGAACUGCAAUCUGCUUUGGAUGUUCAGGCUUGGAGGCUGUGCGUGCAAGACUCAGAGUGGCUCAGGAACCAGGUGGUGGCGCCAGUGACGGAGGAGCUGGUUUUCAGAGGGGCCAUGCUGCCUAUGUUGGUUCCCUGCACAGGAACCACAGCUGUUAUCUUCAUCGCUCCUCUGUUUUUUGGUGUUGCUCAUUUUCACCAUAUCAUAGAGGAGUUGCACCUCGGACAGGGCAGUGUGAGUGACAUCUUCCUGGGGGCAGGGUUGCAGUUUUUGUACACAACUGUGUUUGGUGUCUUUGCUGCUUUUAUUUUCCUGAGGACUGGUCAUAUUGUGGGUCCAAUUUUGUGUCAUUCAUUCUGCAACAGCCAGGGUCUCCCUGACAUCGGUUCUGCUCUGAACCACCCUCAGCGUUCAGCAGUGCUCAUCAGUUACCUGACUGGAGUCCUGCUGUUUCUGGUGCUGCUUUUCCCCCUGACAGAUCCCUUCCUCUACGGAGCCAGACCUGCGUGCAGCCUGGCUGCCUGUCAAGCAUUGGAAUGUUGAAUGAAAAAUGAUUGAAUACACUAUAGAGUCAUAAAACAGAAAAACAAUUAACUCAUUAUUUUACGUGAAUGUUAUUGUUUUCCAUAAUAAUUAGGACUUUUCUGAAAUGUGUGCAUGUGUUUUGUGGGUGGGCAAGGCAGGAAAAAGAUCCCAGCGCUUCAGACAUUUCCUGAAUUGUUCAAAAAUAUUUCCUACUAUAUGAAACUCAACACCAGCAAAUAAGUCACUGGCUACAACAAAGAAGCAGGGGUGUGCAUGUGUGCAAGUAGAAAAAAACAGAUGUAUGAAGGUGAAGAAGCCCGAAAGGAAGGCGAUGCAGGGCACGGUCGCAAAGAAAUAUGCAGAGGCAGGCAAAAUGAGCAGACAUCGUUGCCAAUAAAUACACAAAUGGAACCAAAUUGGAGACACGCAGCUAUUUAAAAUCAUGUUUGUAAGGCAGACAAGGCAAUGAAAGCCAGAGGAAGACUUAAACAGAGAAGAGUGGAAAACAAGCUUCAGCCAGAAGCAAUAAGAGCAACGCCAGCAGAUGAGGAGACUCAAAAAGAAAAGGUGGAGUGGGUGGAGCAUCGGAAGAAAGGUUGUUCCUCCCCAAGGAAAUAGAAAAUGUGGAGUGGUAGAGCAGAGGAAAAAGGAGAGGUCAUUCAGAAUAUGUGGAAAUGUCUGGGAGGUGAAAGGUUCUGUUGAAGCUCCAGAUUUAUGAGGCAGGCUUAUGAGUAAUAAUUGUAAACAACAUAAACUUCCAUUUAUAUGUCUUUCCUGUUCCUCACACUGAUGUUUUUCUUUAUUUCUAGCUAUGUAUCAUCAGGUGGUCAUUUUAAAUUAUUCCGUUUCACCUGACCUACUUUUUAAAGACUGAAUGACAAAUAAAACAACAACUGCAACCAA
This is a messenger RNA of Girardinichthys multiradiatus, 2744 nucleotides long. Its product is annotated as CAAX prenyl protease 2-like. Gene Ontology annotation, cellular component: endoplasmic reticulum membrane. Bases 1197 to 1859 code for a protein of 220 amino acids. Gene Ontology annotation, biological process: CAAX-box protein processing. Gene Ontology annotation, molecular function: metalloendopeptidase activity. Lineage: Eukaryota; Metazoa; Chordata; Actinopteri; Cyprinodontiformes; Goodeidae. The record is from RefSeq and is a predicted model, not a curated record. The transcript is spliced from 8 exons.